Molecule: messenger RNA, 2682 nt
Organism: Neodiprion virginianus
Lineage: Eukaryota; Metazoa; Arthropoda; Insecta; Hymenoptera; Diprionidae
Product: glucose dehydrogenase [FAD, quinone]-like
Exons: 5
Coding region: 613-2499 (628 amino acids)
Molecular function (GO): oxidoreductase activity, acting on CH-OH group of donors; flavin adenine dinucleotide binding
Source: RefSeq, a predicted model, not a curated record
CAGUUCCGAACUCCUUUGCCUGGUCUAUGAAUCUGCGGCUCGACGAUCACGUGAUUCUAGUGUUUUUGGUUUGUUUUGUUAUUAUAGUCGGUUUUUUUUUCUUUCUUUUUUCUUAGUUUCUUAUCAUUAUUCAUUUUUUCCGUCGAUUUUGCUUCACCGUGAAGACAGUAAUGUUCAGUGAUUGAUGAAAAAGCAGCGAAAAACAAACGGUCUUGAUUGAUUUGAAAACCAGUGCGGCAAAUGUCUCAAAUUUUUUAUACAUACAAGUGAUUGAACAGUGCUACGGAGUCACACGUGCAAAGAAGACUAGUAAUUUUAUUGGAGAAAUUUUACAAACAGAAAGAAGCUUGAUCACCGAAUCCGAGCGAGAGGUUUUUCAGGAUCUGAAAUGAACAGACAGAAGAAAACGGGCUUCAGGCAAAGGGUAAAAAACUGAGAGUGCCGUGAUAUGAUGAAUUGCGUACCGAUCGGCUGCAGGGGACUCGAAGAGGUUCGACAGCGUCCACCGGACUUGAAAAGUUGACGGUUCGUUGUAGCGGGAUAAAAAAAAAAAAAAUUGCUCAACCAAAAACAAGUCCUCGGUAAUAAAAUAGUUUUCGAAAACACCGAGAGAUGGUGCUGAACGCGAUUAUGGUCACGUCGGCGUUGAAGGGUGCGGUCGGAACAAGUUUCUGGCUGCUCCCGCUUCUGCUGGCAGGACUGACUUACUUCCAGUACGACCUGGUGGACCCUGAGAGCCGGCCGAUCGACCGAUACCCGGUAGAAUCUGAGUACGACUUCGUCGUCGUCGGCGGCGGUUCAGCCGGCGCUGUAGUGGCGAGCCGAUUGUCCGAAGUGCCGGAAUGGAAGGUGCUGCUUCUGGAAGCGGGGCCGGACGAGAACGAGAUAACGGACGUUCCAUCCUUAUCGGCGUACCUGCAGCUGACGAAGCUGGACUGGCAGUACAAGACGGAGCCGACGGGGAUGGCGUGCCUGGCGAUGAAGGGAGCGCGGUGCAACUGGCCGAGGGGUAAAGUGCUGGGAGGGUCGAGCGUCCUCAACUAUAUGCUCUACGUGCGGGGAAAUCGGAAGGAUUACGAGCACUGGGAGGCGCUGGGCAAUCCGGGAUGGGGCUACGAGCAGGCUCUGCACUACUUCAAGAAGUCCGAGGACAACAGAAAUCCCUACCUGGCGAAGAGCCCCUACCAUGGAACGGGGGGAUUGUUGACCGUUCAAGAAGCUCCGUGGCGCACGCCACUUGUCGUCGCCUUUGUUCAGGCCGGGGUCGAGAUUGGCUACCAGAACCGCGACAUUAACGGCGAACUUCAGACUGGCUUCAUGAUUGCUCAGGGCACCAUAAGACGCGGGUCCAGGUGCUCGACUGCAAAGGCUUUCCUCAGGCCAAUCAGGCUCCGACGGAACAUUCAUACCGCGAUGAACUCACACGUGACAAAAAUCCUGAUAGACCCUUUAACCCUGAGAGCCCUAGGAGUGGAAUUCGUGAGGGACGGUAAACGCCACAUCGUCAAGGCCAGGAAAGAAGUAAUCCUAUCAGCCGGAGCCAUAAACUCUCCGCAGAUUUUAAUGCUCUCCGGAAUCGGGCCCAAGGAACACCUUCGGCACAUCGGAGUCCCGGUGCUGAUGGACCUGAAGGUGGGCGACAACCUCCAGGACCACGUUGCGAUGGGAGGUCUGACCUUCCUGGUCGACAAGCCGGUGGCGAUAGUCCAGGAUCGGUUCUCCCCGAUUGGACUAACGAUGCGGUACCUCGUGGAGGGCGCCGGGCCGAUGACGACCUUGGGCGGAGUGGAAGGCCUGGCCUUCGUAAACACGAAGUUUGCGAACGAGUCCGGGACCUGGCCAGACAUCCAAUUUCACAUGGCGCCAGCCUCGAUAAACUCGGACGCCGGAGCGCAGGUGAGGCGAAUCUUCGGGCUGACCGAUACAGUCUACGACACGGUGUACAGGCCGAUAGCUAACAAGGAUGCCUGGACAAUAAUGCCGCUGUUGUUGCGACCACGGUCCAGAGGGACGGUGCGACUGCGAAGUUCCAAUCCUUUCCACAAGCCCAUCAUCAACGCGAACUACUUCUCGGACCCAAAAGACGUCGCGGUGCUCGUCGAGGGCGUCAAGAUCGCGAUGAAGGUCAGCGAAGCGGAGGUCUUCCGGCAGUUCGGCUCUCGAGUUUAUCGUCGAAAGCUCCCCGGCUGUCAGCAUCUAAGAUUCGGGUCUGAUGCUUACUGGGAGUGCCAGAUCAGACACAUCUCCAUGACCAUUUAUCACCCCGUUGGAACAGCUAAGAUGGGACCGAGGAGCGAUCGCAAUUCGGUCGUUGAUCCUGCGCUUAGGGUUCAUGGUGUCAAAGGACUUCGCGUCAUCGAUGCUUCGAUUAUGCCGACGAUUACUAGCGGCAAUACCAAUGCUCCGGUUAUCAUGAUCGCUGAGAAGGGGGCUGAUCUCAUUAAAAGCGACUGGCUCACCGGCAAUGGUGAGAAAAUAUCACCACUCGUCGCGAUUUAAGGAAUAGAUUUUCUGAUUGGGCUCGAUGAAAUUUGACCGUGGUGGGUCACACCUCAGUAGAAUCGCGUAACUGUCACACGGGGUCAAAUUCACCCUUGGUUCAAAAAAGUGAUAUCCUGCUUUAACGAUCAGUUCUCAAAAUCUAAAAAAAAAAAAAAAUCUAAUUAUUAUUUCAAGAUCGCA